Centrocercus urophasianus (Greater sage-grouse) is the source of this 3746-nucleotide messenger RNA. It is a transcript of the gene ARHGEF39, whose product is annotated as Rho guanine nucleotide exchange factor 39. Gene Ontology annotation, biological process: positive regulation of cell migration. The coding region runs from base 1385 to 2401 and encodes 338 amino acids. Gene Ontology annotation, cellular component: plasma membrane. The record is from RefSeq and is a predicted model, not a curated record. Gene Ontology annotation, molecular function: guanyl-nucleotide exchange factor activity. The transcript has 10 exons. Lineage: Eukaryota; Metazoa; Chordata; Aves; Galliformes; Phasianidae.
AUGAGAUUUUUUUUUGAGGAUGUUAGAACUGGUAAUCUCAGAAGCGUCACUGGAAGAUUAGCAGAGCGUCUUGAAGUCAUUAAUUACACAAACUGUGUUCAAUGGUUUUUAUACUGAGUCUGAGAAAAAAGAAGCAAGCUGAUGUGCUUUUGUGCUUUCUGUUCUGCCCAGAGGUUCCAGGCAACUCACCAAACAUAGACUUGAAAUAGUUAGAUUUCAGUACAUUUAAAUUGAAAUGGUAUAACCUGGUGGUUAUUUAUUGCUUUGUUUUGUUUUGUUUUAAACAAAUUAUUCAGCCUGCCCUGGGUAAAGAUACUUACUGAAUGAUAGCUGCUCAGAAUGUGAUUUGUGGGUAUUUCACCACAUUGUGCUGAUGCUAAACCAUUGGUUAGCAUUACUGCAGCACUACCUCUCCAGCUCCCAGCUACAUUUAGUCAUGAGAAAGACUUGAUCUUAGCUAAACUUGUUGCUGUUUCAUGAAUAAAUGUGAGAAAAAAAACCCUGGAGAAACUCCUGGUGCUAUGAAAUAAUGUGCAUGUCCCUCAGCUAUCUGGAUUUUUGUUAGGACAAAGGAGGCCAUUCUCUUUUUGUACGACUUUCGAUAUCUGGAAUAUCUGAAAUAGGCAGCAUUUGACAAAUGCCUUUCUCUGCAACAACAUAGAUUUUUGUGCUAGCAUAGCUUGGAUGUUUGUGAGCCAGAACACUUGUGGGGGUAGCUCAAGACAGAGUGGCAAGCUUCCCCUGAAACCACAGACUUUAUAUUAUGGCAAGCAUGCAACAAGCCACUCUAAAUUUUAAUCAAAAGAAAGCUUGAGGUAAUGAAUGCUGUGCUGACACGUGCUUCUUUCUCAGGAGAGGGUGCUGAGAGUGUUUUUCUGUGUUAGAAAAACAUGAUGCUAUUGAAGAAGAGCAGCAGAGAAGCCUGUUAACAAGUGCACAAGAUGGCUCAUGUUGGUUGUUCAGGCUUUCACCUCUGAAACAACAAACUACUGCUAGCAAAUAAGAGUGCAGAACACUCACUUUUAGGGGAUCCUCUAUGGAGAAAAACCAGUCUCUCUCCCCACCUGUAAAACAGAUCUUAGGGUUGUUUUCUAUUUCUGUAUGCUGUAGCCCUUCAACGUGCAGGUGAGCUGUCUGUGUUUGUGUCUGUGACUUGAGUGAGAAUCCUACAUGAAGGAUGGCUUAAAGGAAGCAGCAAUAGUGGGCUAUGAAAGCAGGUGGGAUUGCAUGCUUAAGUUUUGCUUACGGAUGCAUCGUGACGUACUGCUUCUCUUGCUUUUACAGUCUGGUCUUACUGUCACCUUUCCUCUGGUUGACGCAAGGCUUCACAAGAAAGAAUGCAGAAGGAAACUGAGGAAACUGUUGUUGAAUCUCUGAGGCUACCAUGAGCUACUCACCCCUUCCACCAGUGGCUGGAGCAAACACAGUGGAAGAGCAGAGGGCUCGCUGGGAGAGAAAGCGCAGCCGCACAGCCAAGGAGCUGCUGGAAACGGAGCACAGAUACCUUGAGCAGCUGGAUUUGGUGGUAACGUUCUUUGUGACAAUUUUAAAGGCCAAAGGGACACUGAAACCUGCUGUAAUGGAAACCAUAUUUGGACCCCUGGAAUCCAUAUAUUCUGCCAGCCAAGUUUUGUCGCUUCACCUGGAGAGAGGCAAUUUAGGAGUAGGAUUGGAAAAUUUCUGUCAGAAAUUGGAGCUCUAUGGUCACUAUGCUGAGAAUUUUGAACAGGCAAAUAAAACUUUGAUGGAACAAUUGAGGAAAAAUAAAUCAUUCCGACGUUUUAAGAAGCUCCAAGAAACUCGACCUCAGUUUCAAGGGAAAAAGCUAGAGGAUUUGCUUCCUUUGCCUCUGCAGAGGUUGCACCAGUACAAGCAUUUCCUCAGAGACCUGCUGGAGAACACCAGCCCAGGCAGUGCUGAAUGCCAGAAACUUGCAAGGACUGUGAAAUCUGUUUCUGAGGUAUCUCAAUGGGUUCAGGACGUUGUUCGUAAGAGAGAGAACUCACUGCAGCUACACAGGAUUCAGAAACUCCUCAAAGGACAGAAGAUCCAGGUGUUGACUCCAGGGCGCUGGUAUAUCCGGGAAGGCUGGCUUUUGGUUGUGCCCUCAAAGGGUGAAGAAUUGAAGCGCAGGAUGUUCUUCCUUUUUUCUGAUAUCUUCAUUUCAGCAAAGCCCUGCCACCCACUGCAUCUGCUGAACUCCAAUAAAUUUGCCUGCACAGCUGUCUAUCCCCUUCACCAGUGUGUAGUGGAUAAAGUAUUUGGCCACACUCAGAGUGAGGGAGGGCUGCUCAGUCUCUCCUUCCCACACAAGACACUGUUGUUGAUGUCCACUGACCAGCAAGAUAUUAAUGACUGGCACCAGAGUCUUACAACUGCGGUCAGGCAGCUGAAAGCCUGACCCAUCUGAGUACAAGACAGCCUAGCAGGAUGACUGCCUCUUGAGAGAAGCCAGCAUAAAUUCAGGAAACAUUCAGGGACGUACAGUAGGAGAGUUGUGUUUAGAGGAAUGCUGAGCUUGUGAGAUUAGGAAUGCAUUGUCAGCUCUCUUAAACACCUGUGGCAAAAAAAGGGUAUGCACAAUCAAUUUGUAAUUAAAAAGACUUUCCCCCAACUUCCCUUAGUAUCUUCUAGCUUUUUUACCCCUUUUCUCUUGAGAUUAUUAAAUCUAAGUCCCACUAGAAGAAACCUUCACUUGCUUGCCCUCAUUAAAUAUUUUUUACCCAGAUCACCACUGGCACAUUUGAGCGUCUGCCUUCUCUUACUUCUGGCUUAUAAAUUCUUCGAAUAAAAUGGAUGUUUUGGCUACUAGUAAUGUAGACAUAACACAGGCUUUUCAGCUAGUGCCAAGGGGCCACAGUGUUCCUCCCCUGACAUUGAUUUUUCAUCAUUCGUACCCUUCUGUUUUUUACCAAAGUGUUUUGAGUAGUUUACCCUUCCUCCUCUGAGAAAGUGACAAGUAGGCAGAUAAGGGAAAACAAUGCCUACCUCUCAUCAAAUCAACAAAAAUUGAUCUGCUGAGAUAACUGAGAUGAACUGAUAGGCAACAGAGUCACACUUAGGAAACAUGGCUCGCAUUUCUGAUCUGAGUCCUAAGAAAUGAUACAGUUGAAACAGCAGUGAAAAAACUGGGCAGUAAUUCUGCUCCUGAAGCAUGGUGGGAAUCUGCGGAGGGAUAGAAUCAGCAUUCUGGGGCAUUAGAUUGCAGAGGUUGUGCUACAGUUCAGUUUGCUGGGGCACAAGACCAAGUUAUGGCUGCAGUAGGCUAUUCUUGAAUUAAAGCCUCAACAUUAACUUUUAAUAUGGGGAAGCUACACAGCAACAACAGUUGGUUCAUUUCUUCAGUUAUGGAGAAAAUACCUGUAGAUUACGUUAGGCCAUCUAGUGCAAGGCAUGCAAUUUCUUAUUUCUAAUGACCUUAGAAUUGCACACCCUGCAGGUGAUGACCUAACCUAACCCCACCUUCAAACAGAUUAAGGUCUCUGCAACAUUCACUUUGCCUUUCCUUACACGAUAUCUCACACAUUUUAAAUUUCUCAUUGGAUUUCAUUAAAACAGAAGUGAGUCUGUGGGAGAAAGCAUGACUGAAUUGUAAGCUCUUUCAUGUGAGUUAACACGUUUCAGCUAACACUUCACUAUCUAAGAUUAUUGAGUAGUCUUAGCUUGUAGACACUUAGAGGGAGAAAGGAACACAAUGUCUCUAUAUCUCUUCCCCAACUCAGAAGCUACAGCUAGGACUGAACAAA